Trypanosoma rangeli is the source of this 801-nucleotide messenger RNA. RefSeq lists its product as uncharacterized. The transcript has a single exon. Lineage: Eukaryota; Euglenozoa; Kinetoplastea; Trypanosomatida; Trypanosomatidae. The coding region runs from base 1 to 801 and encodes 266 amino acids. The record is from RefSeq and is a predicted model, not a curated record.
AUGACGCAGCUUCAUUCGAUUGCCAGCCUGGACUACGGAGACGGUCGUACUUGCAUCUGUCGCAUCUGUGAGUGUGGCAAGCACAAGUGCAAGGAUGUGAAGCUUCCCUUCUUUGGUGAGACGACGUACCGUGACGAGUACGUUCCAAAGUCCACAGACCGGACUGGGCUGCGCAGGACACGGGGUGCAGUCUUCCCGACAAAAGCAGAUCCAGGCCACUUUAAGACGACGAAACAGGAGGCAUGGGAGCCGCUCGAAGGCAAAGUAGUGCCCCCUGCAGAUUCCUUUAAGCCGCGCACCGCGCUGGGGGACCCGUUGCCCUUUACUGGCACCACGACACACCGCAACGACUUCCCGGGGCACAUGCCAGAACACGAGCGGGUGCGCUACAGACAGGAUCCCCUGCCCAAGUUGAAGGGUGUAUAUGAGACGACCAAUGGUGCAAUGCAGGAACCCAUCAAGAGGUGUUUGGAUGACGGAGCCAUGCCGAAGCCACCCAAAUCCUUCCGCGGCGAUGAGACACUGGGUCAACCACUGCCGUUUGACGCCAUUGCAACGUACACCGCGGAUUUUCCACCGAAGCAGCAGUUCUUUGCGCCGAGAGGCCGAGAGGCCGCGGAACGGGCGGCGCUGCCCGACAACCGCGACUUUGAGACGACACACUCGACUUCCUACAAGUUGCCACCACGCUCAAUGCGGCACGUUUGCCCGUCCUCGCUUGUGCCACCGCGUCCGCCUUCCGUGGACGGUCAUAUCAAACUCUCCGUGUACAAUAUUCCAUCGGGCGACAUUGUGGAGUAG